This is a messenger RNA of Cladocopium goreaui, 2484 nucleotides long. The record is from the annotation of a GenBank genome assembly. Lineage: Eukaryota; Dinophyceae; Suessiales; Symbiodiniaceae.
AUGGAUUUUCCCACUGCCGAACCACGGCCGAGCCACGGAACCGGGCACGAAGAGCUUCCGGGGACUUCCACCGGUGGCCACCAGGACCUUGUCGUACUUCAAGGCAGCCAUCUUCCCUUCUUUCUUGAAGGUGUGGCCAACCGAUUGAGGCUUUUGGAAGCCGAGGUAAGGGACGAGCUUGCGCGGCGUGGGUGGGCCGAGGGGAGCCUAGUAGCUCCCAAAGCGGCGGCGCCAGCUGGGCCUGAAGGAGGAGCUGCCCCUCCUGGUGAGGCCUUGACCGCUGCUACAGCGAAAGCGCCGAGUGUUCCGCCACCCCCAGCUGCCACGGGGGUUACAGGGGAGGUUGCUGCCAACUCCUCCCAACCUGCCAAAGAGCCACCUGCCGCUGUCCCAGGGGAGAGUCUGCCUAACACCUCCCAAAGCGCUGCACCAUUGCCAAGGUCGAGAACCACUGAAGAGAAAGACCUGGAGAUCUACCCCAAAAGUUGCCCAGCCCCUCCUAAGGAAGCCCCGGAGCCAGAGGUGGGCAUCAAAGCUGAACAAAAGCCAAGUCCAGGUUCAGCCCGAGGGGUAGUGGACGUGGUUGCUCGCGAAGAAUCCAAGCCCAAGAAGAGGAAGUCCAAGUCAAAGAAGAGGAGAAGAAGCCAUCGACGGAGUCGCAGUCGCCAGAGAUCGAGGAGAGGAUCACAUCAUCGGGAGCGAAGUUCUCCUGAGAAAGCCCGAGGAUCGAGAGACCACCGCUCUAGGCGAGAGCGCUCCCCCCUUCGAAGGGAGACCAGCCCAUCUCCCAGAGAGAGAGGAAAAGAAAAGAAGGCUAGACCAGACCGCCCCCCUGAGCCGGAAGGACCUCCGCCCCGGCGCCCGGAUCGUAGAGCUCCUAGGGAGCCUGAUCACCCCCCUCCUUGGGAGUCAAGAGGAGCUCCCCAGGGCAAAGGUUGGCAGGGACCUGUGCCAUAUUCCAACCACCCUCGGUGGCAAGUUGGGAAGUCAAAAGGAGUGGUGAGGCGAGCAAAACAAGAAAGGUUCAAUAGACGACGUGAUAGGCGGCGGAGGGCAUUGCGCCGGCCGGCACGGGCUCCUGCUCUUAGAAGGCCUGCAGCCCGAGAGCGAGACGAAGCAGUUGAGGAGAGGAGUUGCUUCAGCGUGGGAGUAGGGGAGCUCCAUAGCUUGGGCCCCGUCUGGCUGAAGUCGGCGGGCUACUAUGGGCGCACCGUGGAUCUGGUUGGGAAGUUCCUCAACCUGAGUUUGGAAGAGGGCCAACCCAUGGGGACCUUUGAGGUGUCUGGCACCCAGGACGAGGCGCUGCUGCGAUCCCUCACCGGAAAGGCAGACAAGAGGAUUUCCGUGCACCUGUGUCCUGAGGGGUGCCCCGGCACUCUCACAGAUGAGUUCAUGGUGCACGGCCGUUUCUUUGUCAAGGUGGACCCCGAAGACUCCGAAGCAGCACCGUGGUUUACCAAUCUGGUAGAGGUGAGGGCCCAUAGAGAUGAGCGUGACGAGUUGGCGGUGUUGAGAGAGGAUGAAGCCAAGAGAAGGAGAGGGCAUGAUAGGGGAGUUGAAGUUGCUCCCAAUGAGGAGGUGAAAGAUAAGAGGGCAGCAAAGAAGGCAAAGAAGCGAGAGGAGGAGAUUCAGGCAAAGAAGAAGCGCCGCUCUGAAAGUGAGGAGGAAUGGGAGGUCGGUCAGAAGCCUCCCAAGUUGCUCUUCGAGAGGACUGGCCUGGACCCCGAGGGCCGCCAGAGGAGGAGGUUUCUCAGGAAAGCCAGGAGAAUUGGAAGGUCUAAGAAGUCAAAGAAGAAGAAGAGCAGGUCCAGCGCCUCUUCAUCCAAGAGCAGCAGCUCGUCCUCAGCAAGCAGCGAGCCUGUGACCACCGUGGGUUUGUUCGAGAGUGAACGAAAGCUUGGGGUCAUAUGGCAGAAGUUCCCUGGCGCUCUUGCUUGCUCAGCAGCAGCUGAAGCCAAGCAACAUUUACUCACAGCCUCCGGGACGGUUUGGGGCCUGGACCGAAGGAAGGUUGACCCGGUGUUCACGCACUACACUAGGCAGUGCCUCAUGGGGAUCAUGUCCCCGCCCAUGGGUCAAGAAGCUCUCACGGUGGCCCAGACCCUUGACCUUCUACUUCAAGGACAUGCCGCCCGAGCGUGUGACCUCAUGGCACAGAGGUUAAAGAGCCUAGAGAGCUCGGCUAGGGGGUCCCAUUGGACCGUCUCUCGCCAACUCGAGCUCGUAAAGAGCGACGGUGGCACCAUAGCGGAGGAAGCAGAAUCUCACGAAGCAGCGAAGCGUGCACGGGAAGAAGAGAAGUUGCGCGCCCUGACAGGCAGGGCUCCAGGCGGGCGAGCAGCUGAAGCAAACCCAACUACAAAGGGAAAUCGCAAGGGAAAGGAUUGGAAAGGUGCGUCAAAAGGGAAGAGCGAUGAGUCAGGGCGAGGCAAAGGAGGAGAUAAGAAAGAAGAGCAUCGCCCAUGGCAGAAGGAAAAGAAAUAA